AUGUCCAGUAGCAACUAUGAAAAACUAGGCUUUUUUUGCUUUUCUUUAGACUUUCUAUGCUAUGGUAUUGGAUGUCUAUCAGCAUCAUUUUUUGUAGAUAAAUUAGGAGUUAAAUUUUGUCUAUCAAUAUCAGCAACUGCUGACACUUUAUGGAUACUAGCUAUUAUUCCACCAGCAUUAUCUACUGAUAAGACAACUAAUAAUGAUAUGUUUAUUAGAAGCAAUGGCUUUAUAUAUACGACAUAAAUAUUAAUUCAAAUAAUUCAAGGCUUUUGUCUCGGCCUUAAAUGGGUAGCUGGAAGUAAAUACAUUUCAGAAUGUGCUACAGAGGAAACCAAAGGCUUUUACUUUAGCUUAUACUGGGGAUUGUUUAUGGUAUCAAUGGUCCUAGGCAGUUUGAUAGCAGCUUUUGUUACAAUUCAUUUUGAAAAGACUAAAGUUUUACUUAUAAUGGCAGCUAUUGCAGCAUUUUCCAUAUUUAUCUUUAUUACUCUAACCAAACCAAUUCCUUAAGAAAGAUAUUUACCUGUUGAUAACUAGCUUGAAGAAGUUUAAAUAUUAAAACAAUAAGAAGACGAUAGUCUAAAGACUAUUGAAAAUCGUAAUAAUUUUAGGGAUAUUCCUAAAAAUAAUUUAAAAUUUGAAUAAUCAAAACAUUUUGAUAAUGAAAACAAUAUGCUCACAGCUUAAAAUUAAAAACAAAGUGGAGUUUCAAUAUCAUUGAGAAAAGAGAUGCAAGAAGUACUUCAUCUCAUUUAAACUAAAAAAAUGUUACCAUUAAUACCAUAACUUUUAUGGGUUGGUAUUAGUAUUGCUGUUUAUUCGGGAAUAUUAGUAAUUAUCAUUAUUGAUACAGAGAAGAUUGGAGAUGACUAAUAUAAAUUUUCUUAGUCAAUGCUUACAAUGGUAUCAUUUGGAGCUGGUGAGAUAAUGGGCAGCAUUUUUUCAGGCUGGAUGAUAGAUAAAUACGGGAAUAAAAAGACUGCAUUGUUGAAUGUAAUCUUGGUUUCUAUUUACUUACGUCCUAACUUUUAUCUGGGGCUUAUAAGAUAGUUCAAAUAAUACCUUAUCAAAUGA
Molecule: messenger RNA, 1077 nt
Organism: Stylonychia lemnae
Lineage: Eukaryota; Ciliophora; Spirotrichea; Sporadotrichida; Oxytrichidae
Source: the annotation of a GenBank genome assembly